Molecule: messenger RNA, 2037 nt
Organism: Tetrahymena thermophila SB210
Lineage: Eukaryota; Ciliophora; Oligohymenophorea; Hymenostomatida; Tetrahymenidae
Exons: 5
Source: RefSeq, a predicted model, not a curated record
AAAUUUGUAAAAAGAUUUAUUUUCAAAAAUACCUUAUUUUCAUUUAAGAAUAAACUGUAAAUUAAAAACAAAUAUAUAGUUUUUAGGUAGCUAAUAAGUAAGAGCAGCAACGAUAACCACUAAUUGCUAACUAAUUAACUGCAAUAUUUAGAUUUACUCAUUUAUUAUUAGAAAUUGUAUUCGAUGCAGGGAUUUUAAAAGACUAGCUAAUCUCCAUAGAGAAUGCAAGCCAAAAAAGACUCAUCUCUAAUUGUAGGUUAAGUGAAAUCAUAACAAUCUGGGGCGACCUGUUUAAUUCCUAGUGAUUCUGCAUAUACACUCUAUAAUUUCAUAAAGGCAAAGACUGCUAAAGAAACUAUAUCAAAGAAUAGCUAAAUUAAUACUUCUCACAGUAACCAAAUGGGUACGAGAAGAGAUAAAUCAGCUAAUAAUUCAGCUAGUAAAGAGAGGGCAAAUAGUGGGAGUUAGAAGCAUGGGUUGAAAAAUAAAUCAAUAUCUCCAUCAACUUAAAAAAAGACUUCAGCUGCUUUGAUGUCUACUUUGAAAUAGAAACUAAAAAACUAAAAUAGCCAGAAUGGAUUAAAUUAAAUUGCAUAAAAAAAAUAGCAUAACUAAUCAUCAAUUCAAUACAAUAGCAAUAGCAACAUAAAUUAAAGUUUAGGAAAUUAAUACUUUCCUUAGCAACCAAGCAUCAAUAGCAUUAUUUAGUAGUAAUGUUAAUAAAUAAAUAGAUAAAAUAUGCAGUAGUAGUUUCAAACUACCUCUCCUUAUCUUCAAAGUAAUUAAAAGCAUACAAGUUCUUCUGGCAUAGAAAGCAUUGAAAACCUGUUAAGUGCAACCAGUAAUGCAAAUAAAAAUACAUAAAGCAGUUAAGACUCAAAAUAUCCUUUAAAAAAUUCACUUUCGACUUCAAAUAUGAAUAACUAAAACGACAACAAAAGUUAAAAAAAGAAGUAGCAGCUUUAAAACAAUUCUAUAGCAUAAAUAUAUGGCAAGCAUAACUAAUAGAAUCAUCAUUAAAAUUAAUAGCAGUAAAUUUAGCAAUUAGCUUAGAUGACUUCGCAUUCAAUACCUAGCUCUUCACAGCGAAAGACAACUUCUAAUAAAAAUUUAUAAGUUAAUUAGUUUGGGAAUCAACAACUCUCUCAAUAGCAACUUGCAUAAUUAUAAUAUUAAAUUUAAAGCUCCACAGACUCAUCUAGUUCAUUGAAUAUAAAUUAAAUACAGGGUAUUUCCACUCUGUUUAAAUAUGAUUAACUUUAUAAAAGAAUUGAUACUUUUUGGAGUAGUAACAUGUACAGCUAUUAAACUGAUGAAACAAAUAUGAAGAGCUACUUCGAUAGCUUAUUUAGCAUAUUUGAGGAGUAUAAAAAUUAAUUAGAUAUGAAGCUUGUAGAUAUUUUAUUCAAAGUAUUUAUGAAUCCAAUAUAAAAAAUGAUAAUUGAGUUAGAGAAGUUAAACGAAGAUAAAUCUAAGCUGUUAAAAGACAAUGAAGAAAGAAGAAACGAAGCACGCUAACUGCUUUACUAAGUUGAGAUGCUUUAACAUAAAAAUGAUUAACAAACCGAUAUACUUAAAUAAAUAUAAGAUCAUCAAUUUCAUUCACCUCUUUUGGAAAAAUUAUUUACAGAAAAUUAAAAACUUAGCAAGCUCCUUGCUAAGUAAAAGCACAAAAUGCAUGAACUAAGAAAAAAAGAUGAAAAAGUGAUGAAACUGUUAUAUUUUAUUCGUAAAGAAGGAAUUGAUGUAGACAAAAUAUAUAAAUUGCAUAUGUAAACUCCAAGAAAUGAAACAAGCAGCGAAGAAGAUUCAUUUAUGCUAAUGAAUGAUAAUAACUUCGAUGAUCUUCAGUAGAGCUCUCAUAAAAAUAAUUUUAUAAACGAUGAUUAAUCAGAAGAAUAAAAUGGAUUAAAUGGAGAGGAACAAGAUCUGCUCGUAAAUAACGAAUAAAAUACAAUAAAUAACAACAAUAAUAAUCAUAAAAUAUACAACAACAAUAACAACUACAAUAUGUAAGGUAUACUGAUUUAAAAUUGA